Molecule: messenger RNA, 1781 nt
Organism: Somion occarium
Lineage: Eukaryota; Fungi; Basidiomycota; Agaricomycetes; Polyporales; Cerrenaceae
Source: the annotation of a GenBank genome assembly
AUAUUCUUUCUCUCACAGUGAAAUGCAUAACAUACGACGUUGAAUAUUGAAGCGAUUUGUACAAGUAAAGCACCCUACCAGUCGAUGCAGAGGCAGUCCGUGCGAUCGCUUCGGUUACGUGCUUUCGUGCAGCGUGGAUCACCUUGCCAGAGACUCAUGUUCACUUCACUCUUUUGAGCUUUGCGUGUCUCUCGAGUUGCCAUUUUAUUCUAUGCCAGAGGAACUGUGAUCUCUGUCUGAAUAACAUUUGGUAAGUCUUUUUCGCAAAUCGGUAGAGGCGAUUAUCUGAUUGUAUGCCAUCUAGUUCCAUCUUCACGUUCAUGGACAACGCUACGGGAGUAUCCCAACGUCGCAAAACGGGAUGGAUGUGGAUACUUCCAAUGAUUACCCUCUACCUUGCGAUCAAUCGCAUCUCCUUUACCACUUUCAUGGUUAUCUUGGCAGUUUGUGUCGUCAUACUGCACCAGGAUCUAAGACGAGACCCACGCCAGCCAUCUGAUUCUGGAGACACCCCGGUGCCUUCAGUAAAACUUGACAGCUCGAACUUUACACGGGCUGAUGUCUCACAUUCCGACGAUCCAUCCUUCUUCGUCCGCAGUAAUGCCCUCUGGCUUGAAGAUGGGAAUUUCGUGAUCUUAGUUCAGUCAACGGCUUUCCGUUUCUACGGAGGCCUUCUUAGUAUUCAUUCUCCUGUAUUCAGGGAUAUGUUCUCAUUGCCUCAGCCUCGCGGCGUAGAACGCUUUGACGGUUGCCCGUUCAUACGGUUAUAUGACUCUGCAGAGGAUUUCUCGUACUUCUUGCAAGUGCUCCUGGGAACAAUAAUCCUUGACGUAGAAACUACUCCCAUCCAUGCGAUCGCUGCCAUUCUGCGCAUCAGUACGAAGUACGAGGCUAGCAUGAUUCGCCAACGCUGCAUCAAAGUACUCGAACUCACAUACCCUUCCACCCUCGCCGGAUGGCUCCAAUCUCCAAGUUCUGAAGCGAUCGGUUCCUCCGAGGAACUUCACUUACGACAUUUCCACAUCGCCAAUCUUGCUCGGGAAACGAACGCGUUGAAUAUCCUUCCUGUUGCUCUACUCAUGUGUUGUAUGGGUACUCUCCCUGAUAUCAUGGAUGGUAUGGUAUUGCCAGAUGGGUAUCGCGUGGAACUCUGUCCAGAGAACAGACGAGCUGUUCUCAUCGGUAGACAGGCGCUUUCCCAUCUCGCGAGGACGGAGACUCACAAGAACCUGUUCUCUAUUAAUGACCUCCCGGAUGUAUCAAAUCUACAGCUUGCAGAGCUGAACGGAGUCGAAAAGCAGAAUGGUUACUGCAACAGUCCACAGAUGACUGGCUCAGUCCUUUGAUAUCCAAGUCUUAUACCGGUGUUCUAUGUACACCGUGCAGGACUGUGAUGAAGGAAGCCAUCAGAGAGGCACGCGUCAAAAUUUGGAACAAUCUUCCUGUCAUAUUCAAAUUGGGCGAGAGCUGGAACGACCUCGAACGAGCGACAUCGAAUCUCUGAGGUUUGUUGUAAUUGCUUCGUUGCUAUUUAGCCUGCCUGCCUCCCACGCGAGUGCCUUCUUCAUCCCGCUUCGGGUUGAUGAUAUGUUCCUCUGUAUGAGUCCGUUGACACCACUGCUUUUCGACUUCUAUUACCUAUCGACGACGUGUAUACUUUAAGCUUUAUUUCUCUUUCGCUUGACUGAAUCCAGAUAAUACCCUGGUACCUGUCUUUCACCUCUUACCUAACAUUCUUUGUUCUGUUUUCCUGCACCAGGAUCUAAGACGAGACCCACGCC